Molecule: messenger RNA, 1518 nt
Organism: Fusarium keratoplasticum
Lineage: Eukaryota; Fungi; Ascomycota; Sordariomycetes; Hypocreales; Nectriaceae
Product: Amidohydro-rel domain-containing protein
Exons: 1
Coding region: 1-1518 (505 amino acids)
Cellular component (GO): cytosol
Molecular function (GO): deaminase activity
Source: RefSeq, a predicted model, not a curated record
AUGAGACAGACUUCAGUCUUGUCCGCUUUCGCGGCUGUGCUCACCGGAGCUGUUGCCAAGUCCACUUCCAAGCUCUUCAGUGGCGCAACCAUCAUUGGAUGGGAUGAUUCUACAAACCUCCCUCGAAUCACCCGCGACGGCUACCUCCUGGUAAACGGCGAUCGAAUUGCCAGCAUCACAGAGUCAAAGCCUUCGUCCUUGCCUGACGAUACCGAGAUCAUCGAUGUCACUGGCCAGAUCAUCAGCCCCGGUUUCAUCGACACACAUCGACAUGGUUGGCAGACAGCCUUCAAAACUUUGGGAUCAAACACUAGCCUCGCUCAGUACUUUGGAAGAUAUGGGGAGUACGCCGCCUCCACCCACUUCACUGCGGAUGACGUUUAUUGGGGCCAACUCUCUGGGCUCCUGGAGGCUCUGAACGCUGGUGUCACAACUUCACUUGACCAUGCUCAUCAUACAUGGUCCAAUGCAACGGCGUACGCUGGGGUGAAUGCCUCGAUUGAGAGCGGUGCCCGUGUGUUUUGGGCGUAUGCAUUCCAUGACAUUACACCCCUGAACUAUACCGUGGAAGACCAAAUCCCCAACUUUGUGGAGAUCGCAAAUGGAGACCUUCUCAAAGACACCAACGUCGAGCUGGGAAUUGCCUAUGAUGUCUUUGGCUCAAACCCUCCUAUCGCCAAGGAGAUUGCACGUCUCACUCAAGAGUACAAUGUCUCGGUACUGACAACUCAUGCCCUAUCGGGUCCUUUCGGCAUCACCAAUAUGCCGGAGGAUGUCCACGCCUUGGGCAUUCUCAAUACUUCCGUCCCGGUUGUCUUCUCUCAUGGUAGCUUCAUAACAGCAGGUGGUGCAAAUCUCCUUCGAAAGACGAACCAGUACCUGUCAAUCACGCCCGAAUCUGAGAUGCACUAUGGUCACACGCAUCCCUGGUCCUACUUCAUCCAGGAUCAAGCUGCCCUUGGUGUUGACACUCACUUCACCUUCUCGACGGAUAUCUUGACACAAGCGAGGAUCUGGCUACAGAGUGCUCGUUAUUAUUUCUUCGACAAGGUUCUCAACAACUUGGAAGUUCCCAGGAACAAUCCCAUGAGUGUUGUCCAAGCCUUUUCUCUUGCGACACGUGCUGGUGGGCUCGCACUUCGGCGAGCGGAUCUUGGCGUCAUCAAGAAGGGCGCAAAGGCGGAUCUGAUCGUGUGGAACGCGGCUGAGUCUCCGGCUCUCCUGGGAUGGACUGACCCGGUGGCAGCCGUGAUGCUGCACGCCAGCGUUGGGGAUAUUCUGCAUGUCACUGUAAAUGGAGAUUUUGUCAAGCGGGACGGUAAACUGACGGCGAGCAACUACAAAGAAACCAAAAAGGAGUUUCUACGCAGCGCCAAGAAGAUCAAGGACGCAUACCGGAAGUUUGAGUAUCCAGUUCUUGAAGGCGAGUUCAACAACGGUGGUUACUUCUACGCGUCGGCGCAGACGGCAGAUACUGAGAGGGGCGAGGGAGAUGGAUACGGAGAACUGUACUUGUAA